CUUGGGGAAAAAUAAUCCACAGAGAAGGGAAAUCACACACUUUCUGAAGCCUGAGACAUACCCACUCUAAUGUCUUGUAGGAAAACGGGCAUCUGUGAGAUAUGCUGAAUCUGCUGCUGUACCUACUGUGCCUGUGUACUCUGCUCAAGUACACAACUGCAGUUGCAGAGCUCAGUGACUGUACAGCUGGCGGGACCAUAUGCCAUACUAAUGCAGACUGCUUCAAAACACGUGAUGAUAAGUUUGUCUGCAUGUGCCAAAUGGGGUACAGGGGCACAGGAGUGCAAUGCCAGGACAUUGAUGAGUGUACUACUGGUCUACACAGCUGCCAUGCAAAAGCAGUCUGCACUAACACUCUUGGUAGUUAUACCUGUUCAUGUCAAAAUGGAUAUUCUGGCGAUGGAUUCCAAUGCCAAGAUAUCAAUGAGUGUCAAACUAAUAAUGGUGACUGCCAUGCCAAUGCACUUUGCACCAACAAAGAUGGAGGAAGAGACUGCAGCUGCAGGUCUGGUUUCAGUGGAAACGGAUUUCAGUGUACGGAUGAUAAUGAGUGUGCAAGACCAGGAAUCUGCCACUGGAAUGCCACUUGCACCAACAACCCUGGUUCCUACGUGUGCACGUGCAACUCUGGCUAUAAAGGAAAUGGAAAUUAUCUCUGCCUAGAUGUCGAUGAGUGUUCAGAGACACCUGGUGUGUGCUCUGCUUUAUUGGGAUAUAAAGGUUGCAAGAACCUGCAAGGAACCUACACCUGCCUCUGUAACAGUGGCUAUCAAAGCAAUGGACAGACAUGUGUGGACAUCAAUGAAUGUCAAAUCAACUUCUGCAGCCCAUUUGCUGAUUGUACUAACUUGCCAGGCUCAUAUCGAUGCACCUGUCCUGAAGGAUUUAAUGGAAAUGGCUUGGCAUGUGUAGACAUCAAUGAGUGUGAUAGAAAGAACAGCUGUGACCCCAAUGCAUUAUGUACAAAUCUGCUUGGAAGCUACAAAUGUUCCUGCCGCUCUGGGUUCCUGGGUAUUGGUACAAAGUGCACUGACAUUAAUGAAUGUGCCACCGAUAACAUUUGCCCAGCCGUUGCUGCAUGUGUCAACACAGCAGGUUCAUUCUUCUGUGACUGUGGUCAAGGGUAUAACUUUACUCAAAAUCAGUGUGUAGAUUUGAAUGAAUGUGCCAUGGGACUUUGCAGUCCUUAUGCUUCUUGUGAAAACAUGCCUGGUUCAUACAAAUGCUCGUGCAUAGCUGGUUUCAAAGGUGAUGGACUUGUAUGCGAAGACGUGGAUGAGUGCGUCACAGAAAAGCGAUGCCAUGUUAAUGCACUCUGUAUAAAUUCACCAGGGAAAUACAACUGCAGCUGCAUGGUGGGAUAUACAGGCAAUGGUGUGUCGCAGUGCACAGAUAUAAAUGAGUGUCUUGUUGAUAAUGGUGGCUGCAAAAACAGAGCAACAUGUUCCAACAGUAAGGGGUCUUAUUCUUGCAUUUGCCCCUCAGGCUUUCGGCUAGUCAAUCAUACCACCUGCCAGGACAUAGAUGAAUGUCAGCUUCCUGAAAAGGUUUGUGGCACCAACGAGCAGUGCACCAACCUGGAAGGAUCAUAUUCAUGCCAGUGUAAAGCAGGCUUCAGUCGAAUCAUUGAUGACUUCUGCUCUGAUAUUAACGAAUGUGACAUUCAGAAACCUUGUCAUCAAAAUGCCACAUGCUUGAAUUUGGUAGGCUCCUACUCAUGUACCUGCAAAAGUGGCUUCAAGGGAAAUGGUGUAACAUGCGAAGACAUAAAUGAAUGUGCACUUGGUGGUAUAUGCCAUCUACAUGCUAAUUGCUACAAUUAUAUUGGGGAAUACUUGUGUGUAUGCCACCAGGGUUUUACAGGUGAUGGUGUCACCUGUACAGAUGUAGAUGAAUGUUAUGUUUCAAAUGCUACUUGCCCAGGAAUCUCUGUAUGUGUCAAUUCGUUGGGAGCAUAUGUCUGUUCAUGUCUGAACGGGACAGUAGCAUACAACAACACCUGUGUCUUCCCUAGUCUUGAAUGUGAUCCUGCCUGCCAUCCGCAUGGACUCUGCCAUCCCUCACCUUCUGGCUUUCAAUGUGUUUGUGAUGUUGGAUUCAAAGGGGAUGGACUCACUUGCUCAGACAUUGAUGAAUGUGAAGAGAAUGUGUGCCCAGAGAAAGAGACACAAUGUGUCAAUAAUCCAGGAUCUUUUGAAUGCACAUGCAAAGAGGGUUAUUCUUUCAAUGGAACCAAAUGCACAGAUUUGGAUGAAUGUGAAUCUGGAGUCAGCAACUGCAGCAAGUUUGCACAGUGUGUCAAUACAGUUGGGAGUCACCUGUGUUUCUGUCUCAGUGGCUUCACUGGUGAUGGAAAAAACUGCUCUGACAUUAAUGAGUGCCACUUCCAAAAUGGAGGAUGCCAUCCAGUUGCAAGCUGCACUAACUUCCCUGGAUCCUUCAAGUGCACCUGUCUGCUUGGCAUGACCGGGUCUGGGUUUGAUUGUCAGGAUGUGGACGAAUGCAACGCAAACUCAACUUUGCCUCAUAACUGCAGUCUCCUCUCCACAUGCCAUAACACAGAGGGUUCCUACAUUUGCAAGUGCACGGAGGGAUACUGGGGAGAUGGGUUUACUUGUAGUGAUCUGGAUGAGUGCUUUCCACCUUCAAUCUGUGGGAACAACAUGACCUGUCAAAACUUCCCUGGAACAUUUACCUGCACAUGCACCCUUGGUUUGGUCUAUGAUCUGGGUACCUGUGUGACUGAGAAGGACUGUAAGAAUGCAACUAAUGCAUGCAACAUCUAUGCUGAGUGCAAAAACGUCCAUGGGUCAAACUAUUGCUCUUGCAUGAAAGGAUUCCAUGGAAAUGGUAGAGACUGCAAGGAUUUAGAUGAAUGUUCACAAACAGGAGCUUGCCCAAAUUUGUCCAACUGUUUUAACACAGAAGGAUCAUUUCAUUGUGACUGCUUGCAAGGUUAUCGGUACAAUGGGACACACUGUGAUGACAUAAAUGAGUGUAGUGUAGGAAACUUUAGUUGCCCUGUCAACAGCACUUGCUACAAUGAAGUUGGAGGGUAUAAUUGUUCAUGUAACAAUGGUUUCAUCUACUCCUACAACUCUGUGUGUUUGGAUGUUGAUGAAUGUGCCACAGGGAAAGCACAGUGCCCAAAUGCCUCAAACUGCCACAAUACCAUGGGAUCGUAUUCUUGUGAGUGCUGGGAUGGGUAUAUAGGCAAUCAGACAAUCUGCGAAGAUGUCAAUGAAUGCCUGAACAAUUCUAGGUGUUCAGACCACAGUAUCUGUGUUAACACCCUAGGUUCAUUUAUGUGCCUUUGCGAUGAUGGAUUCACCCUUAAUGGUACCAGUGAUACCCAAUGUGAGGACAUAGAUGAGUGCUCAAACCCAGACAAUGGGUCAGUCUGCACUAAUGGGACC
Danio rerio (zebrafish) is the source of this 3416-nucleotide messenger RNA. The record is from RefSeq and is a predicted model, not a curated record. NCBI's taxonomy places the organism in Eukaryota, Metazoa, Chordata, Actinopteri, Cypriniformes, Danionidae.